This is a messenger RNA of Acanthopagrus latus (yellowfin seabream), 1573 nucleotides long. RefSeq names its product protein ANKUB1-like. Gene Ontology annotation, molecular function: protein binding. The record is from RefSeq and is a predicted model, not a curated record. The transcript is spliced from 6 exons. Lineage: Eukaryota; Metazoa; Chordata; Actinopteri; Spariformes; Sparidae. The coding region runs from base 26 to 1573 and encodes 515 amino acids.
CAGACGGAGGACGGAUGUCCUGACCAUGAGAGUCCUCAUCUGCUUCGAGGGCUCCUGUGAGCCUUUUGACGUCCCUCCUGAUCUGACUGUGGGGGCCGUAAAGCAGAUGGUAAAGGAAACUUUUCUUGUGCAACUCUCUGAAGACAAGCAGAUCUGGCAGUACCUGGAGCUGAGCUACGGGGGUGCAGCGCUGCAGGACCACUGGGCUCUGUGCGACGUGGGCAUCACAAGGGGUAGUGCCAUCCGAUGCCUGAUAAAGACGGAACGAAGGCCUGUGAUGUGUGUGUUCAAUGCUGUGACCGGAGAAACCUUACCGAUCAUGGGAAGUAAAGCUCUUCUGCAUACAUCCGUUGCUCGAUUAAAAACUUUGGUGUCGUUACAAAGUGGCUUCCCUGUCAGCGCCUUCAGACUGAGCACAUCCACCGGUGUGCAGCUCUAUGACUGCAACCAACUACAAGACUAUGACAUCAAAAUAGGCAUCACUCUCCGUUUGGACACGUGGGACGGGUGGGUGGAGUUCCUCCAGGGUUGCCUCCGGGGCCACAGAUACACAGUCCAGAGCCACCUAUCAGAGAAGAAGGCAGUGAUGAGGUUUCAGCUGCAGGUCGCUCUGUACAUUGCUGCCUCGUUAGGCCACCUUGAUCUCGCAGACUGGCUGAUAGAGAGGGGGAUGCAUGCUGAGGAACCAGUGGGAGUCCAUCCAUACCGCCAGUGGUGCCACCAAACCGCCCACCCAGACACUGGAAAGUGUCCCAUCCACAUAGCUGCAGAGAGCAGUCAGCUCCUCAUCCUCAAACUCUUCAUCACUAAAAACCCUCUGAUGCUGGCUUGUCGGGACCCUGCAGGUCGUGACCCUUUGAAAGUUGCUCUUCAGCAUGGUCACAGGGACUGUGUGCGCUACUUAGCCAACAAGCUGUGCUCGGUAGUAUCCCUGCCAAACGUGUCCCUGCCCAUGCGUAUCUACCUCCAGGUUAAACUCUGGGUGAGUUUGGCCCAGAGAAGGGCAGCUUCCAUUCGAUGCCAGGGCACCUGCGCUGCAUUCAAAGCCACGGUGGGAGAUACUCUGCUGGUGGAUGGCUUCGACCAGCCAAACAUGUCUUCAAAAUUGAGGAGGGCUGCGACCAAACAUAGCAGAGGGCCCAAGGCUAAAGCUUUGCAGCCCUUACCUCCCAUCAGCAACUUACUUUCACCACCAUACCUCCCCUUCAAAACAGCAUCACCACGAAUACCCCGCCUGCAGUCUGUGAAACCUGGUUACUUUAAAGAGAUGAUGGAAAAGAGGAAUCAAGACUUAAAACGUGGAGAGGAUGCCCUCAUGGAGGAAAACAGCAGGGGAAAGCUUACACUUCCACCAAUCACUGGUAGAAAAACUAUUCCCAGGCCGGCAUUUGUUGAUGUGUCACCAAAACCUCCCCAUAUUCCGGAGUCCGACUUUCUCCACUGUGGCCGGACACCGAGAGAAAACGCAGUACACUGCUUGACUAUUGCCAGUGCCUUCACAGAGAAGCCCUGGUUGAAGCAGCUGAGCAUAGCACGGACCAUGAUCAGGAAGCAUGUCCACACCAUAGCCUGA